Miscanthus lutarioriparius is the source of this 753-nucleotide messenger RNA. NCBI's taxonomy places the organism in Eukaryota, Viridiplantae, Streptophyta, Magnoliopsida, Poales, Poaceae. The record is from the annotation of a GenBank genome assembly.
AUGGGAGCCGAGCCAGACUUCUCGCCACCGCAGCCGGAGCUGACGCACUCGUCGGAGCCGGAGAUCUCCGGCAAAGAUAGCUGGAACUGGAAGGCGGACAUGAUGUCAGCUCUCGGGGAGUCAGUCUCCUUCGGCCGCUUCCUCAUGGAGCCACUCAAAUGGGGGAAGUGGUCCGCCUUCACGCACAACCGCUACCUCGAGAAGGUGGUGGUGCAGGCGCGCUCGGGCUCAGUCGCGCAGAAGAAGGCAUUCUUCAAGGCGCACUAUGCUAGGAAGAAGCGCAAGAGUGAGGACCAUGCCGCCACCAGUGAUGAUGUUGCUGGCGGUGAUCUCGAGGCGGUAGAGGAUGGUGGUGCCGCCUCGUGGUCAUUGUCUGCUAUGGAGUCUUCCUGCAUGACGGAUGAACCAUUGACACCAGCGGAGGAGGUGUGGUGCGGUUGGAAGGAUGGAGUGGUGGAUUGUGGUGACAGCGCCAAUGACAAGGAAAUUCCCAUUUUGAAUCAGGACAUCACAGAUUCUAUCAAGAAAAGGAGGAUUCAGCCGGCAUCCCUGCUUUCAAAGCCGACAAAGCACAGCUCUCCCCCUAUAGCAAAGAAAGGGCAGUCUUCCUCAGCUAAAAGGCAGUCAAUGCGGCAGUCUGCAAAGGAGAACACCUCACCACCAAGUGCAGACAGUUGCAAGCUAGGAACAACUUCGACCCCCCAAAAGACGUCAACACUGUCAGCCUUGCAUAUGUCUAUGAGUUUCACGUGA